GGCCUUAGCACACUCGGCCCCGCAUUCUUUCAUCGUUGUUGGGGUGAGGCAGGCCCAAGAAGUCAGACGGCAGCGCUUGUCCCCUCGCAACAAAGACGAGGCCCCAGAUCGACGAAGCAAGCAACCACACCGCACCCAAAGUCCCAAACCAUAGCCGACGCCUCCUCCUCCUCCUCCUCCGGGUUCUUGCGGCGUGCCCGUGCCUCCUAGGUGCCAUCAUGCCAUUGCGCUCUCCCUCCAGCACGGGUCGGCAGGAUAUGGGGCCCCGUGAUUCGCCACCGUCGGAGCUGGGUGGAUCCGGCAAUGGAGCAAGAGCUGAUGUUGCUAGGAAGACGAAGGAGGUUGAACGUAUGUUGUCAAAGUUAGAAGAAGCGGGAGUGGAGAUAGAUGACAAGAUAGCUAGUAUUAUUGAUGAUGAGAUAGCUAGAAUUAGAGCUGAAGUUGAGAGGGAGAAAAACAUCGAUGCGCUAAAAGACAACGGGUACCUGUUGGGUGGAUCCGGCAAUGGAGCUAGAGCUGAUGUUGCUAGGAAGACGACGGAGGUUGAACAUAUGUUUGCAAAUUUAGAAGAAGGAGUGGAGAUAGAUGGCAAGAUAGCUAGUAUUCUUGAUGAUGAGAUAGCUAGAAUUAAAGCGGAAGCUGAGAGGGAGAAAAAGAUCAAUGAGCUAAAAAUCAACGGGUGUGUGAUACUGUACACUAUAUCAGUGAUUGCUAUUGGUUUCGUGCUUGGAGCGGACUUUGUUGAACAGUCCCUUCCUGCGCUCGUGGCCAAGGCUAUCAUUUUCGGUGACAGAAUACCCUAGGGCUCGUGGGUCCACUCUGCUUAUGAUAUGUAAAACCAAGUAGGGUAGUCUUGGUAAAGCAUUGUUAGCUAGCUAUGGUAUACAAAACCUGUUUAUGUUGUCUGAUAAUUGCCGUGCUAUACUGUAGUUUUUGGCCUAUAAUUAUGUAACUCUUACUGGUAA
Messenger RNA from Lolium perenne, 965 nucleotides. RefSeq lists its product as uncharacterized. NCBI's taxonomy places the organism in Eukaryota, Viridiplantae, Streptophyta, Magnoliopsida, Poales, Poaceae. The record is from RefSeq and is a predicted model, not a curated record.